This is a messenger RNA of Tupaia belangeri chinensis (Chinese tree shrew), 1008 nucleotides long. Its product is annotated as olfactory receptor 1361-like. Gene Ontology annotation, cellular component: membrane. The record is from RefSeq and is a predicted model, not a curated record. Gene Ontology annotation, molecular function: G protein-coupled receptor activity; olfactory receptor activity. The transcript is spliced from 3 exons. Lineage: Eukaryota; Metazoa; Chordata; Mammalia; Scandentia; Tupaiidae. Gene Ontology annotation, biological process: G protein-coupled receptor signaling pathway.
AUGUUGAAAGGAAAGAGGAGGCAGGCAACUGCGGGACGAGCCUGUGCUGGGAACUGGCUUAGACUCCGGGGCUCUGGGCAGAGAAAGGUGACUGUGGAAGAAGUGACCCUCACCUGGGUCUCUGAGUUCUUGCUCUUGGGACUCUUAGAAGCCCCCAAACAGCAGCAGCUGCUUUUCGUCAUUAUCAUGAGCAUGUACUUGGUGACUGGGCUGGGGAACCUGCUCAUCAUCCUGGCCAUGGGCAUGGAUGCCCAGUUCCGCACGCCCAUGUACUACUUCCUGGCCAACCUGGCCUUCGUGGACAUUUGUUUCACCUCCACAACUGUCCCCAAGAUGCUGGCCAAUCACGUGCCAGGACGCAGAGGGAUCCUUUACAUGGGCUGCUUGACCCAGACAUUCUUUAUCAGGUUCGUGGGCAUCGACAGCUUCCUGCUGACCUCUAUGACCUACGACCACUACGUGGCCAUUUGUCACCCCCUGCAUUACACCAAGCCCAUGAUGCCAUGGCUCUGUGGCCUUUUGGUGGCUUCCUCCUGAACCACCACCUUUGGGAAUGCCCUGAUCCACAUGGUCUUCCUGACCCGCCUUUCGUUCUGCACCCACAACCAAGUCCCCCAUUUCUUCUGCGACCUCAGCCCUCUGCUGAAGCUGGCCUGCUCAGGCACAUUUCUCAACAAUGUGAUGGUGUACACUGUGGGCACCCUGACAGUCAUCACAUUCUUCGUGGGAAACUUGGUGUCCUACACGUACAUCGUCGCUGAGGUGUUAAGGAUCCCAUCCAUGGGAGGGAGGCAGAAGGCUUUCUCCACCUGCGGCUCUGACCUGUCCAUGGUGACCUUGUUCUAUCAGAUGCUCAUUGGGGUUUAUUUCAGCCCCAUGUCCUCCCACAUUGCCAGUAAAGACACAGCAGCUGCAGUGAUGUACACCGUGGUCACCUCCAUGCUGAACCCCUUCAUCUACAGUCUGUGGAAUAAAGACAUAAAGAGGACCCUGAGACAAUUCUUCUGA